Schistosoma intercalatum is the source of this 944-nucleotide messenger RNA. NCBI's taxonomy places the organism in Eukaryota, Metazoa, Platyhelminthes, Trematoda, Strigeidida, Schistosomatidae. The record is from the annotation of a GenBank genome assembly.
CGAAUGAAUAUUCCAGAACAUUAAAAAGUCAAUUCAGUUUAUUUGUGAAUCUGUAAUGGCAGAUAAUUUCACCACGAUCUGAUAAAAACUGGUGUAUAUUAAUCAAGCUGUUGGUCCAAGUGUUCAACGGAAUUUUCGUGAUACGUUACAGUGCUAGUUCUCGUUACAUUCAGGCGCCAAGUUCCUGGCAUACCAUGCCUCCUAAGCUUGAUCCUACUGCUGUUACUUAUUGUUACCUGAGAGUUAUUGGUGGUGAGGUUGGUGCAACAUCGUCUUUAGCACCGAAAAUUGGUCCUCUUGGCUUGUCUCCUAAGAAAGUCGGUGACGAUAUCGCAAAAGCAACUCAAGAAUGGAAAGGUCUUCGUAUUUGUGUCAAAUUGACUAUCCAGAAUCGACAAGCGACCAUCAGUGUUGUUCCUACGGCUUCUUCUCUCAUAAUCAAAGCCCUUAAGGAAGAGCCUCGUGAUAGAAAGAAAGUAAAGAACAUAAAACACAAUGGGAAUUUGACAUUUGAUGAGAUAAUAGAAAUUGCACGAACGAUGAGACCCAGAAGCAUUGCCCGUGAGCUUUCUGGAACAGUAAAAGAAGUUCUGGGAACGGCAAGAUCGGUUGGCUGUACAAUUGAUGGUCAGUCUCCUCAAGUCAUAAUCGAGAAAGUAAAUGCUGGAGAAAUAUCAGUACCUGCAGCGUAGUUGCAAAUAAACUUUUGGUACGUGAUGACUAUUCUCUUUUUCUUGGGCUGGAUUUAGUCGUAUCUGGUUCUGUCAUAGUGUAUAUACUGACAUGUAGCAUAUCUUAGAGAUAUGGAAUUCAGGUAUUACGGGUUGGUUGCAUAUGUUUAGAUGGUAUGACGUAACUGGUUCAGUCGAUUUGCUCCUACUAUCUGACUUCAAUAACUUGGUUUUCAUGUGUUUUUGGUAGGGUUGGUACAUAUUUCAGUGGUC